Molecule: messenger RNA, 1391 nt
Organism: Priapulus caudatus
Lineage: Eukaryota; Metazoa; Priapulida; Priapulimorpha; Priapulimorphida; Priapulidae
Product: acid trehalase-like protein 1
Exons: 6
Coding region: 465-1391 (308 amino acids)
Source: RefSeq, a predicted model, not a curated record
GUGAUUGUUGACAUGUUGUUAUGGUUAGAUAAGUCGAUAAGAGUCAAGACUAUUAUAACUUUUGUUACUAUUAUGAUUUUUAUAAUAUUUGUUAUGUAACUUCUAUGUAGGUUGUCUUCUUCAAUUACGUCUAUUGAUCUCUGAACUUGUAUGUUACACAACUUGUAUGUUGUAUGUUGUACUUGUAUGUUACACAACUUGUAUCUUGUAUGUUGUACUUGUAUGUUACACAACUUGUACUUGUAUGUUACUGAACUUGUAUGUAUACACAUGAGCAUCGAUCUACAUUUUCUACUUUUUAACUACUUAUUAGCCAGUACUAGUAGAAGAGAUAUAAAAGAAGCCAUCCUGAAGAACAGGUCACACAACGAUCUAACCCAACCAGGCUGUGUGACUUACGUCAAUAUACACAAGGGUCCCCUAACCCUAGCAAAGACCGUUUCUUGGAGCUAAUAACAAAGAUCAUGCUUGCGUCGCUAGUCUUCCUCAUGGCCAUGCUCGUGACUUGGAAAGGUCCGACUGGUGUAUACUCGCAGCAGUGGCCCACAAAUGGGGAAGACAAUGACGACAUUAUCUUAUCAAGAGACAGUGUCUGUUCCACCAUCUUCGCCAGAAUAAUGGCAAGACCGUUGUUGACAGCGUUCACCGCUACUGUCCUUUGCAUUCUUGUACUGGAGCUGCUCCCAACUAUUUUAUGCUGGGAUGGUGCUGGCGGUCAUCACAUCAAAAAAUUUCACCAAUAUUUUCAAACAAUCCACGAGAAGCAAGAUGAAGAUCCAACUGUGUUUAAAACGUCAAGCUUGCCCGACGAUCUGCCUCGGCACAUGGCGACGGUGGGCAACGGUUUUCUCGGACACGUCGUGUACGCAGACAACAUCUACGUGAACGGCGUGUACAACGGCGCGCGUGGUGACAGCCACCGCGCCCGCGUGCCCUCCACCUGCGCUCUACGCCUCGCCGUCGACGGACACGCGGCGGCUUCAUCGAGCUACGCUCUCGACGUGGGGAAAGGAGUAUUCACCGAGACAGUCGACCAUGAAGAUUUCAAGCUGGAAUACAGAAUAUUUGCUCACAGGAAGCAUACAAAACUGCUAGUAUGCCAAGUAUCUGCAGAGGCAAAGAAACCUGGUCUUGUGCUAUUAACAAACAACAACCACGGUAAUCUCUCAGAGGACUUUGACAUCAUCAAGGAUGUUAUAGAAGGUUCAUCGGCAGUGGUCAGGAAACAACAUUUAAGAACAAGAGUAGCAGAGGUGAGCCUUAGUUCCGAAAAAGAUGUCACACCUUCAAACCUCACUGACGUCUAUCUUGUCUAUGAUGAAGUCCCGGAGCGGCUAGAACUGCAGCAGGGGCAUAACAGCUGGACGUGGAUCACGGCUGAGAUACAAUAG